AUGAAGGAGACUAACAGUAUAUAUCUUGCACUGCUACUCGCGUUGUGUGCAUCAACAAAUGCAGCGCCACCUUUCAAUUCGCAAUCAUCAGCGCAGCUCGGCCUCAUAAACACAACCGCUUCCUUCGCUGCUCUCCCCAACAUUACAAUACCUGAUGGUAGCACGCGCAUAUCCGUUGGCCCAGCCUUCCCACCUGGCCUGAAGCCACCAGGACACGGCAUGUACUACGAGGUGCCCUUUUCGGACCCUCCCGUGAAGCUAAAAUUCCAGUACUGGAAGCUCAAUCCCGACCGCAACGAGACCGAAGUAGGCGAGUGCUUCCAAGAAGCCAUAAGGGAAUGCAGCGACCGGGCGAAACGGUCCACAAAGAUGAUCAAAAGGGGUUGGGAAAGCGGGACGAUUAUCCUCGGAAUUGUGCCGUGGAAACGAGAUCCAGAUCAAGAACAGUACUUGACGUAUGGAACAGUGGUCGAUGUGUUGCUCGGCGCCAACAGUUUCAGACUGUUCUAUCCUCACUUAAAUUUUCUAUUCGAUAUUUACAUCAUUGUGGGUGAACAAGAGGAUGAGGUUUACGUCGGUAACGGGCAAUUAGAUGUCUUCAUAUUAGGUCAACAUACAGCGGAAACGGUAGGAAGCGCGGAUGGCUUAGAAGACAUGUGA
This is a messenger RNA of Letharia columbiana, 660 nucleotides long. RefSeq lists its product as uncharacterized. Bases 1 to 660 code for a protein of 219 amino acids. The transcript has 3 exons. NCBI's taxonomy places the organism in Eukaryota, Fungi, Ascomycota, Lecanoromycetes, Lecanorales, Parmeliaceae. The record is from RefSeq and is a predicted model, not a curated record.